Molecule: messenger RNA, 5866 nt
Organism: Wasmannia auropunctata (little fire ant)
Lineage: Eukaryota; Metazoa; Arthropoda; Insecta; Hymenoptera; Formicidae
Gene: ken
Product: transcription factor Ken 2
Exons: 6
Coding region: 3565-5022 (485 amino acids)
Biological process (GO): regulation of transcription by RNA polymerase II
Cellular component (GO): nucleus
Molecular function (GO): DNA-binding transcription factor activity; RNA polymerase II cis-regulatory region sequence-specific DNA binding; protein binding
Source: RefSeq, a predicted model, not a curated record
CGCGAGCGAGAGGGAGAGUGAGAGCGGGAGAGUGAGAGAGAGAAAGAGAGAGGUAGAGAGUAGAGUGAGAGAGGGUCCCGGCUUUGCGCAAAAGUUACGACGGAGCGAGGAGCAGUGAGACACAUCACGGAGACCGGAAGAGAACCCUCUCUCCCUGAAGAAGUCCUCCGAUGUAAAGAAAGAGAAAGAGAGAGAGAGAGGGGGAAUAAAAGAGAGAGAGAGAGAGAGAGAGAGAGACAGAGAAUAAAACAAGGAGAAAGAGCGGGAGAGAAAGAUAGACAGGCAAGAAGAGAGAGGGAGAGAAAGAGAGAGAUAGCGAACACGCGCGAAAAACAUACGUCGACUCCAAUCGAGAGUGUCACCGCUUGUGUGCGCGCGGGAGUGCGAUACGGACCAUCACGAGGAAAACUGACAACGACGUCAAGUGUCCUCUUCGCUGUUCGCCGCGUGUUCACACCGCGAAUACACGUGGUAACGACAUAGUCCUCCCACUUCCGGAUAUCCUACGGAAGUGCACCAAUUCGAUUGGAUCUCUUACUAGUUACCUGAAGCCUGAAGUGAUCUCGUUGCAAAUUACAUAGUUACAAAUCGAUGUGUUAUUACCUGCGACCAACCUUUGCGAAUGACAAAUUUGAAAGACAACAGAUACAUCCCCUGCUGUGACACAUAUUAUCAUCGUAUUUUCGAUCAUUGAAACGUGUUUCUUGGUGCAGACAUAAGAUGAAAUAGAAAUGUCAAGGAAAUAUCUCCGAAAGAUUUAACUGCUCCAGUCUACUGAGAAAUUUGUUUCUUUGAAAGCUUUGCUGGUCCUAUACGAUUGCUGCUGAUUGUUAGCGGAAAGAGAUAUAAGGAAGUGAAGGAGUUGAAAGAAAGUGAAUAAGGAAAAAAAGGAGAAGAAAAAAGGGAAGAAGAAAAAAACAAAUAGAAAAAAAAGAAGAAACGAAGAGAAGAAGAAGCCUCGAAGCUGAGACCAGAACUCGUUGCACGUUCGCCGCUUACGUACCAGCAAGAGCGGGCCGUGUUGUGUAAGAGCUGAAAGUAAAAGUUGAAACCGUCGACUUCAACUCACGGGAGCGCGUACCGCGCGCGCUAAAAUCCGAUCCUGCCUCCCGUAGGCUGGGUAUCGCCGAAUAUCUCUUGCUUCUCUCUCUCUGCCCGUCUUUCUCCGGCGACUUUCUCAUUUCGUUCUUCCUCCUGGAGAGAGAGAGAGAGAGAGAAAGAGAGAGAGAGAGAGAGAGAGAGAAAGAAAGAGAGAGACAGAGACAGUGAGAGCGUGCCUGCGUGUAUUCGUGCGUGCGUCCGGAUUCGCAUGAUCGCGAAUUCCCCUCCGGCGCCCUUGACGAGAAGCAUCGCCGAUGUGGAGGAUCUACGCGUCCCAGAGAAGCCGAAGAGGGCGUACUAGGGAAAGAACAAGAGAAGAGAAGAGGGACGGUGCUUCGUUCAUUGCGUAACGACGUUUUCUAGUCCGCUGCUUCGCGAAAUACACUCGCGCGUGGUAUUUCGUUCGCACGCUCGCGUUCGCGGAGGUGUGUAUAUCGGGCGCGUGUGCGGAGGUAUCCCGAAGUUUUCGAUCGUCGGGGGUGGUCCGGGGUCGAAAACGCGUGUCGCUGAGCCACGGUCGCGAGUGACACGGCGCUGACAGCGAAAACGAACGAUGGAAAGUGAUUGGUCCCGCGCGUUUCACUCCGUCCUGCAGCGCGAAACGCGAAUGUUCAAGGUCACAGUCGCUGGUAUCCCACCGGUAAUUCGUUUCCGGAAUUGCUAGAGAGUGGUCUUCGUUGUCGUCGUUGUCGUCGUCGCCGUCAUCGUCGUCAUCAUCAACAUUAUUAUCAUUAUCAACGAGCGGCAUCCCGGUAGCACCACCGUGGAAGGACUCGACGUGCGGUAUUCGCGUGCGAAUUUAACCUGUCUCUCUCUCUCUCUCUCCCUCAGUUCACGAUCGACAGCGCGCUCGCUUUUACCUCGCCGCCUCGUCCGGGCGCAAGAAGUUUCGCAAAAGGGAUUACAACACGCAGAAGAGAAAGGAGACAGACAGACAGACGGAAAGGGAGACGCGGAAGGGAAAAGGACAGCGAAGAAAGAGAGAGAGACAGUCCGAGACGGAGAGGGAGAAAAGGAGAAGGAGGAGAAGGAGGAGGAGGAGGAGGAGGAGAGGAACAGACCGCGAUACGACAACCGUGUGCGCGAAAACCGCAGGAGGAGGACGCGGAUUUCUCGCGCGGAGGACAGGAGUCCUCGCGACCGUCGCGUGGUUCGACGACGAGGACGAGGAAGACGUCGAGCGAGCCUUACCUCGGCUCGCUCUCUCGGAACGACGAGAAAGAGGCGGAGGGCAGACCGCGGUAGCGAAGGACGGGUCUGAAAGACGAUCCGGAUGUGGCGAGAUCCACUCGCUUUCCGCUCUCCCGCUCUCCUGUCGAUCGUUCACGGUGCGUCGCGCCGCACGACGACGUUGAAUUCGCGUUGAAAGCGGCGCGAGAGAAAUUUGGUAAUCCGCGAUAAAGGAGCAAACACUGAAAUACAGGGGAAAACGCCGCAGCGACGUUCGCCGGGGACACACGCGGCCGAGCGGAAUUAAAAGUGCGUUUAAAAAGGUUAGCGGGAUAAAAAAGGCGCGCGCGCGAAAGGAUAAGAGAAAGGAAUAGGAGCCACCUCCGAGUCCUUGAGAGUACGGGUAAAAGUGCCGCGCGCAGAGCCAGCCGGUUGACCCUGGGCAGUCAACGGGGCAGACCCCGUUGGAGAAAAAAAAAGUUCUCCGUCAUCGUCGUCGUCGUCGUCGCCCUUAAUCGUCGUCGCGGACGUCGUCAAGGAUCGUUCCGUUCCGGGCUGACGAAUCUCUCUCUCUCCACGACGAAUCUCCUCGCGUUGAGUUUUAGGUGAUCUAAAUAGAGGAAGCGGGUUGUACCGGUAGUGUGCGUGUACACUUGUGUUGCGUUGCGUGCGUGCGUGCGUGCGUGCGUGCGUGCGCGCGAGACAAAACCACGUGUGUGACAUCGCGCGAGCGGGCGCGAGCAGAAGAGCAGCGAGACGAAACGCAAUGACGAGGAGGAUCGUGAAGAACGGCUGAUUGCGAACGACGUCCACGAAGACGGUGUUGGAUCCUCCUCACUCUUGACCGACCGACGGCGCCGAGAUUUUCGUCCGUUUUCCGUUAUGUGCGUUGGAGACCAUGUGCAGCAGUCGCGCGCGUUAAGAACGCGUCCGCGAGUGUAAAGUGAUAACGAAGUGCCGGAUAUAAUACCACCGAGCGUGGUCGCCGCGAGCGUGCUCCUCGUGCACGUUUCUCUCGUUCGUCGUUACCGCUACUGAUCUGUUUCACUCAGUGCCCAGUGGUGGUGAUCCAUACCGCGAAAUAUCAAUGUACGUCACGUGCCCGCAGCGUCGUCCACGUCGCCGAUGUCACGGGAUCACGGCUCGUCGUCGCCGGCUCGCGAAGAGAAUGUUUUUCACAUGACUCGACGAGGUAAUCCCGUGGGAUUUAUACUACAUCGCAUUGCUCAUCCUGGAUACCGCCACCGAUCGCACGUCGGACAGCGAGCGCAGUAGUAGAAAAAGCAUAAGACGAUGUAUUCUGACGGUCUCCUGACGCUCCACUAUGGGAAACAUCCAGCGACCUUGGCCGCAGAGGUCGGGGCCUGGUACAGCGGGGACCGUCACGUGGACGUGACCCUGGCGUGCGACGAUGGGUCCAUCGUGAAGGCCCAUCGUGUCGUUUUGGCAGCCGCCAGUCCCCUUUUAGCUAGUCUACUUCGGAAUCCUGCCCUGGACCACGUGGUUCACUUAUCAGGCGUCCGAAAGACUCAAUUAAAUCAUUUGUUGGAGUUUUUAUACAACGGAGAGGCGCUGAUACCGUCGACAGAGCUGACGCCGUUAAGAGAGCUCUUUGAGCUUUUACAGAUUAAGUCGGAGUUAUUUGAGCCCAAUCAGCCUCAAACUAGCAACUCUGAUCCCGACAGAAUAUCAACUCCACAGCCCUCAGAAGGCCAGGAGAGUUCCAGUUACGAAUCCCAAUACGAUGGCAGACAGUCCAACAAUCCCGCGGACUGUUGCUCAGUCCUUAUUAAAACGGAAGGCUGCGAAGAGGAGCCGGAAGUGGAUGUGGAAGGUGUGGAAGGUGAAAGUCUUCUCUCGGAAAACAGAGAGAGUAGCAUCGAGCCUCCUAGGAGAAGGGAUAGCUCCGAUCCUGUUAAUCUCAGUCUCAAUUCCGGCACUUCCGUCACAAGCGACAGUUCGCACGACAUAAUACACAGGUCUGAGAAGCCGAUAUUCGAGAGGCGAGAAUCUCUUGAGGAAGCAGAAGAGCGGAAGAGGCAGUUGGCAACGCGGUUGGCGUUAGGCUUAGAAUCUGGAAAGAGGAAACUCGACGAAUUACCAAUCCCACCUGCGGAGGCGUAUGUCGUGACGCCUCAUCGAAAGCGACGGCCGGGCUUCCACAACGCUCCCGCACAAAAUCCGGCCUUCGUGCCUUUCAAUCCUGGAUUCGAGACGCCCAGAAGGUUGCAGGCGCCACAUCCCCUGAGCGUUUCGGCACCACCGUACCUGCAGGAUAGAUCGGUGACACCGCCGUCACAUCGACCGCCGAGCGCCGAUCCGACGUCAGCGGCGGUUCUGGAGCCACCUUGGACCGGCUGGACUCUGCCACCCACCAGAGCUCCGCCGCCGCCACCGUCAACGGACGACCCGCCGAAGUCCACCCCUGUGCGAGAGUAUCGAUGCAGCUACUGCGGCAAGCAGUUCGGCAUGUCAUGGAACCUGAAGACCCAUUUAAGAGUGCACACGGGCGAGAAGCCUUUCGCGUGUAGACUUUGCGUUGCCAUGUUCAAGCAGAAAGCCCACUUGCUGAAGCACCUUUGCUCGGUGCACCGAGGUGUAAUAGCCGCGCCCGACAAUACGUUCUCGUGUUGCUUUUGCUCGUCGUCGAACUUCGUUAAUUUGCAGGACCUCAUCAGGCAUCUCUCGGGACCGCACAACAAUCUGCUACUAAGCAGAAAUCUACAUCGUGAAUUCACGAAUCACGAAUAGCGACGAAGUCAAAGGCCGUCCGGUGCUGAGGAGUGUUCCUCGAGUGCGCAAUGACGAGUUUCUCGAGCAGUUUAUCUCACGCUCUUAGGAUCUCGUUGAGGAGGAUGCGAUCGAGACACUCAAUUUUUGUUCAGACUGUUUUAAAAACUGUUUUAAUUUCUGUAAAAUGAGAUAUUUAAAAUUAUCGCUGAGUCUUCCCUACUUGUGAUACACAAAAAAGUAUAUAAUUAUCUAUAUAAUUAUAUAUUUUCCAAUCAUCUUUCUAUUUCGAAAAAUAUUUCUCAAAAAAUAUCUUUAAUAAGAUCUAUUAAUUACUUGUCUCUCCACACAGACAGGUAAUUUCCCAGGUUUUUUUGUCGUAUUACUGGAAAGCAACGAAGAUUCUUUGUGCGCAAUAAUUUUAGAUACUCUAUCAUGUAAUUGUUCGAGUUAUUCCACCAUUUGCAAUGAUUUUCAACUAUUGAAAGUUAUAACAAUUUUUGUAUGAUAUUUUGAUCUGUAUAUAAUGGAAUAUGUCCUUUUUAUACUACAGACAAAAUACAGUUAGAUGUAAAGCAAGAACAAAAAAAUGAUUGGUUUAAUAUGAUAUUGGAAAACAAAUUUACAUGGUCUGAACAAAAUUUAUUUGUAAAUACUGCUGUUUGUCUUCAUAUUUAUUGCUUAAUUAAUUAUUAUCCAGCAAAUAUAGAUAUAAUUACUAUACAACAUUUACGUAAAUAUGUAUGUUUUACAGCUAUGUUACAUGGUUAGUUAUAAUCGAUAUUUGCUGGGUUAAUAAUAAUUUCUAUUCCAAAAGCAUGAAUAAAAUGAUGUUUUUUUUAAUAAGAAAAGAAUAUAAAAAAAA